AUGGCCCCGUACGAGGCUUUGUAUGGGCGCAAGUGUCAAACUCCCUUGUGUUGGUAUCAGGAUGGCGAAAACUUAAUCGUAGGGCCAGAGCUGGUGCAACAGACUACAGAGAAGGUGCGUCAGAUCCAAGAGCGGAUGAGAACAGCACAGAGCAGGCAGAAGAGUUAUGCUGAUCGACAUAGGAGACCCUUAGAGUUUCAGGAGGAUGAACAUGUAUUCUUGAGAGUGACGCCUACUACUGGAGUUGGUAGGGCAUUGAAGUCUAAAAAGCUUACUCCGAAGUUUAUUGGACCAUAUCAAAUUCUUCGACGUGUGGGUCCAGUGGCGUAUCAAAUUGCUUUACCACCGAAUUUAGCUAAUUUACAUGAUGUGUUCCAUGUAUCACAAUUGAGGAAGUACAUUGCAGAUCCAUCCCAUAUUAUUGCCCCAGAUGAUAUUCAAUUGAAGGAGAAUUUUACCUUCGAGGUCCCACCGAUAAGCAUCGCUGACAGAACUACCAAACAUUUGAGGGGAAAGGAAAUUCCGUUGGUUAAGGUGAUUUGGAACCAGACAACUGGGGAUGCUACUUGGGAGUUGGAAGAGAAGAUAAGAGAGCUUUACCCAUACCUUUUAGAGACCUCUUAG
Messenger RNA from Cicer arietinum (chickpea), 624 nucleotides. RefSeq lists its product as uncharacterized. The record is from RefSeq and is a predicted model, not a curated record. Lineage: Eukaryota; Viridiplantae; Streptophyta; Magnoliopsida; Fabales; Fabaceae.